This is a messenger RNA of Hermetia illucens (black soldier fly), 877 nucleotides long. RefSeq names its product protein CREG1-like. The transcript has 5 exons. The coding region runs from base 167 to 805 and encodes 212 amino acids. The record is from RefSeq and is a predicted model, not a curated record. NCBI's taxonomy places the organism in Eukaryota, Metazoa, Arthropoda, Insecta, Diptera, Stratiomyidae.
GAGAUCGGGGGAACCCAGUCUGCUCUAGAAGUUCGGCAAACCGUAAGUUACAGUAGGAAUUCGGUGCCCAGCAGAGGGAAUUCUAGUUUUCCCUGUUUAACAAUAAUUGCGCUCUGAUAAGCCUUUAAUUGGAUUAUAUCGAAAGUUUGUGUAUACGCGAUAGACCAUGAUAGAUCACCGGCCUUUUCUACUUAUGCUGCUCGUGCAGAGUGCCAUUGGCUAUAUAGCCAUCAACAGAAACAAUUUGGCUGUGGUGUUCGCAGAUAGGGCUCCAGUAAACGGCCCACCAACUGACCAUGCAAAAGUUGCCAGAACAUUAGUACACAAAGCAAAUUGGGCAGCAACUGGUACUAUUUCCACGAACCAAGUCAUCGAAGGAUAUCCCAUGGUUAAUAUAAUUUCGAUAGCGGACAGUGGAAAGGGCGAGAAAUCUACGGGGCACAUCUAUUACUAUUUAACUGAUUUGGAUUACACCGCAAAUGAUAUUAAAGCGGAGAAUAAAAUCACAUUUAUGAUUUCUGAAGAUCAGGAUUUAUCUUGUACUAAAAGUAGUACGGAUCCUAUGGAGCCAACCUGUGCACGAGUUAUCAUUUCUGGGAAAGUUAUUGCGCUCAAUAAUUCCACAGAGGAAUAUAAAAAGGCAAAAGCUGCGUUCAUCAGUCGCCAUCCAGCAGCUAAUCGAUGGAUUCAAGUUCAUAGUUUCUUCCUAUGCACCGUUGAUAUAUUGAACAUUUUCGUAUUGGACUGGUACGGUGGACCACAUAAAGUUAGCCCCGAAGAUUAUUACAAGGUUCCCUCAGAAUAGGACCCUUAGUUAUUCGUUAUAAAGUGAUAGCAAUUUGAUAUCAAUAAAAUAUAAAUGGCUGCAAGAAAUUAA